Messenger RNA from Neocloeon triangulifer, 2324 nucleotides. RefSeq lists its product as uncharacterized. The transcript is spliced from 5 exons. The record is from RefSeq and is a predicted model, not a curated record. Bases 171 to 1664 code for a protein of 497 amino acids. NCBI's taxonomy places the organism in Eukaryota, Metazoa, Arthropoda, Insecta, Ephemeroptera, Baetidae.
GCAGGAUGCGCAGAAGUAGACACAUUGAAAUUUAUCCUCCAUCAUAGAGCUUUUCAUUUGUCAAUAUAUCAUGUAUAUCAAAUACAUCAAUCAAAAGAAUAAAUGAAGGCGAAAGCUAUGUGGGAUGCGGAGCGAGGCCAGGCGUGCGCCUAAAUGUAUGAUAAGAAAAGAUGAGUGCCGAAAAUGAUGCCGCAGAGGAAGAAGAAGCAUCGACGACAAACGCAGUGCCAUGCGUUUCCUGCGAGGAGUGUAAUCGCGACUGCACACUCUGUCCUGGCAGUGAUAAUAUGUGGUGCUCUCGUUUAAAUAAAUGCGCGAUGGUGAAUAUCCUGAUACUCCUGGUUGUGGUGGUCCACUUCACCCUGAGCGCUCAAGUGAAUCAACACGCAUUAAAAUCCGAGCCUCGACAGUCUGAUGACCUUUGCAAGAACCCCGCUUGCGAUUGCAUUCAAGAGUCACAGGGUUGGAGCAUUGAAUGCAGCUGCGUUCAUUAUCAACCCGGGAUACCAAAAACGUUCGUGCUGCCGUUCCCAGUGGUAAUUCCUACGCAAACGUUUUCGCUGCUAAUCACCAAGUGUGAAAAUGCAGUUGUCGCCAAAAGUGGUUUAAAAAUGAAGGAAGUUAUCAUUCCCGAAUGGUUCGGAGUUCACAACAUCACGGGAAAUUUGAUUUUCAACCCUGACGUGGUCAUCCUUGGUCGAAACAUUGUGAUUAGCAACGUCCGACGUAUACCAGAGCUCCCGGCCGGAAUUCUCAGAAUGGCAUCCUCGUCAAACAACGUUAACAUUUUCCAAAUCGAACACGUUGAUUUGAUUGACGUUGUGCGCUCAAGAGCAAUUUUCAACGCACACAUCAAGACCAACUUCACAAUAUUCAGCACGACGAUUCUGACCAUAGAGGAAAAUGCUAUCGACGUUGACGUUGGCGACACUUUUUUGAUUGGAAACAGCUCGAUGGGGCCCUUAAACGGCUCCAACUUCCGAAUAUAUGCCAAAGACGUGUCUGUUGUGAACAGCGUAUUCAACUUUGGCGUAGGAACAAAUGCCUUCUUGGUCACAGCGGACACAACCACUUUUUGGAACAACAAUUUCUAUAAUAAAGUGCAGAAACACGCUUUCGACGUGACUGCUUCCAUGGCUAGAUUUGAAAGAAAUGUUUUCCAAACAUUAGAGGAAGAGGCUCUGCUGAAAGUCCGGGGGCACACAGGCAUUGAAAGUAUUUUUACAUUCCAACACAACUUGAUUUACGUCGCGCAGAGAGAAUCGAUAAACCCAAAUAAAAGGAUUAGCGAAAAAGACAGUGUCAUGGAAAACAAUUUUCUCUACUGCAACACCCCAAGUUUGAGUUGGUUUUGGGGAGCCGCUCACGGAUCGAACGUCUCGCAGCUCACAAAGGACUUCUAUGCGCACUUUUUGAGAGAGGAAAAUCACAACGUGUGCUUGUAUUUGGACGAACGUCAUGUGCCAAAAACGUGUUCGAUAGACAAAGUGGCCGAUUUGUACAACCCUGACGCGGCGAAUAACCAAAUCCGUCGAUUUGCCAACGCUACCAAUGCGCAAAUUUGCAAUUAUUUAAUAAACGCGUCCAACGCAGUGCAGCCUACUGUGAUUAUAAUUGUGCAAAUAUUUUGUUUUUACCUAACUGCGCUUGUAAUGCAAUAUUAAACUUCAAAUUUUGAAAGUGAAGUUAAAAGAAAACGAAACGGCUCCACCAGUUUUGGUCAUAAGGGUCUGUGGCCCUAUUUGACGGGCAUGAAAAACUGCAUAUAAAAAAAAAACUUGGUUGAUUUUCAACUUUGCAGAUUUUGAAUUUUCUCACUCUCAUGUUAUAGUUUAGACAAACAUCUAAACUGGUAGAGCCAUUUUGUUUUUAAUACAAUUUCUGAUGUUUUCCUCACUUUCAUAAUAGUUUCUUUGAGUGCCAAUUUCUUUAAACAAAAAAUGUAAAGAGUUUAUUGGGGUUAAUUUUUCCACUUGUGUAAUUGUUGUGCUUUGAGGUAAAAAUAUUAUGUUUGCAUCUGCACUGAAUGAUCUGCAAUAAAAGUAAUGCAAUGAUAAUAAUAAGUGAUGAAUUAUUUUUAUUAUUCUGAUUAUAUUUUAUGUGAAAAUUGAAAUAAAUUUAUUUUCAAAAACUAAUCCAGGACAGAAUGGGCAAAAACGAUACGCCUGCUCAAUAAAACAAUUCAAUCAAUCAUUAUCAGAAAAUGGGACUAGAAUUUUAACAAAAAUGUUCUUGUAUAAACUGUAAAAACAGAACACAUUUUUUCAUUUAGAAAAAGGUAAUUUAAUGUAUAAUAACAUUUUAGAUAAAAAUUAAAAACUAUC